CUUGGACGUGAGUGGUUCUGCUGAAUGGAUUUUUUUUUUUUGAUUUUUUUUUAACUUGCAGACAUGAUUCUCUGAAUAUUUGAGAAAUCGAACAGCUUUGCCGCACUAUUAUCUGCUCUGCAAAGGAGGGCUGCCCGAAUUGGAGACCACAAUGACACUUUGGUCAUUUUGGAGUUGCUUUCUUUUGGCUUUCAUUCAGCUAUUCCCCAUUCACAUCAAGUUGGCGGCUCGGGCGGAGAUAAGUUUCCCGAGACUGGAAAAAAGAUUUCAUCCCAUGGAGGUAACGUCGCCGACGGGACAUACGAUAAGAAAAUCAGCGGGAAUCAAAGUCUCGCUGAAAGUCAAUGACCGCAACGAAGUUUUGCACAGGUCUGAAACUGACGGACCCGCGAGACCAAAAUAUAAACAGGAGGUGAAAAAUGAAACCCUGCUUACGAAUGGCUCAACGGGAAACAAUUCCAAAAAUCUCAAAAUACCCGACAAAAAGUGUGACAACAUUUCGACGGCAGAGAUUGAAACGCCCGAAGCCACAUUUUCAGUCGGGGAGAGGAAGAAAAGAAGUGUCGGCGUGUCCUACAGCGGAAAUGUGGACAGGAGUAUCACUGGGGAGGCGCGGAGGUCCGUGAGAACUGUCCAUGGUGCUUCCAACUUCAGAAGCGAGUCCCGGCGCACAGGGGAGGAAAGCAGGGGCUCAAACCCGAAGCAGAGCGAGCCUCACCUGGACACCUCCACUUUUGCUCUGUCGGGGGACUCGACGCACAACCAGGCGAUGGUGCACUGGUCCGGGCAGAACAGCAGCGUGAUCCUGAUUUUGACUAAGCUGUAUGACUUAACCAUGGGGACCGUAACCGAGAGCUCGCUCUGGAGAUCCGCUGAUUAUGGCAGCACCUACACCAAACUCAAUGAUAAAGUGACCUCAAGGACCGUUUUAAGCUACCUGUAUGUCUGUCCUACCAACAAGCAAAAGAUAUUGAUGCUUAGUGACCCAGAAGUAGAGAGCGCUGUACUCAUCAGCUCAGAUGAAGGGGCAAGCUUCGAGAAGUUUCCCAUUAACUUCAACGUCCUCAGCCUCCUCUUCCACCCUGCACAGGAGAACUGGAUUCUGGCUUACAGUCAUGACUACAAGCUCUACAGCUCAAUGGACUUUGGGAAGAAAUGGCAGCUUGUCCAUGAAAACGUGAUGCCAGGCAGAUUCUACUGGGCGGUAAUGGGGCUGGACAGAGAAUCAGAUGUGGUCCACAUCGAGACGCGCAUCGCAAAAGGCCGAGCUCAGUAUGUGAAGUGCAGAGCCCAGAGAUGCACAGAGGGCGACAGACAGUACCUCUUUCCUGGACACGUAGACACCAACUCCCUCGUUGUGCAGGACGAAUAUGUUUUCACCCAGGUAACCAAGUCAGGACGAGCCAGUUACUUUGUCUCCUACAUGAGAGAAUCCUUCAGGCAGAUGAAAUUACCAAAGUACUGUUUGCCGAAGGACAUGCAUAUUAUCAGCACAGAUGAGAAGCAGGUAUUUGCUGCUGUCCAGGAGUGGAACCAGAACAACACUUACAGCCUGUAUAUCUCAGACUCCCCCGGGGUCUACUUUAUCCUUUCAUUAGAGAAUCUGAGGACCAGCAGAGGGCCUGCUGGUAACCUACUGGUUGACUUUUACAAGGUUGAGGGCAUAAACGGAAUGUAUCUUGCCAACAAAAUAGUGGACAAUCAUAUUAAGACUUUCAUCACAUACAACAAGGGACAGACAUGGGCUCUGCUGCCAGCGCCAACAACAGAUGUGUCAGGAAAAAACCUUCACUGCAUUUUGCCAUUUUGCUCGUUGCAUCUCCAUCUGGAGAUGUCAGAGAAUCCCUACACAUCUGGGCCCAUCACCAGCAAAAAGUCUGUCCCAGGAAUUAUUGUGGCCACAGGAAACAUUGGAAAUGAGCUGUCCUCUACCAACCUUGGGAUGUUUAUAACAUCAGACGCAGGGAACAGCUGGAGACAGAUUUUUGACGAAGAGUACAACAUUUGGUUUCUUGACAAUGGAGGAGCUUUGCUAGCAGUUCUUCAUGCGGCAAUGCCUAUUAGACAACUAUGGAUCAGUCUUGAUGAAGGGAAGAAAUGGGAUCGCCACAGUUUCUCCUUGGUGCCGCUGUAUGUGGAUGGAGUUUUAAUGGAGCCUGAGUCUGACAAUCACAUUAUCACCUUUUUUGGACACUUCAGCCACCGUUCAGAGUGGCAACUGAUCAAGAUUGACUACAAGGGUCUUUUUAGCAGGAGAUGCAUGGAUGGUGACUAUCAGACAUGGUCCCUGCACAACAAGGAACAGCAGUGUGUGAUGGGUGAGAAGCAGAAGUAUAUGAAGCGGCGGCCCGGCAACCGUUGCAUGUUGGCUCAAGAUUAUUCCAGAAUCUACUCUUCAGAGCCGUGUACCUGCAACGCCUAUGAUUUCGAAUGUGACUAUGGGUGGGAGCGCCAGGCAGAUGGGAAGUGCUCUCCUGCUUUUUGGUUUAAUCCAAAUGGUGUGGCUAAAAGCUGCAGCUCCAGCCAAAGCUUCCUUAACAGCACAGGGUAUCGUAAGGUCUUGUCCAAUAACUGUAAGGAGGAAGGAAGAAAUGUGUACUCACCAAAGAGGGUGGCAUGCCAACCCAAACCACCCCAGGGUCUGCAUCUGUCCACCAGCCACGGAGAGCUCAGUGCUGCCAUUGGAAGCAAUGUUACUUUCAUGAUCCACCUUGAUAAUGGAGAGUCUCCGAGCACCAGCAUCCAGCUAGACUUCGGGGACGGAAUCAAGAUCACAUACUCUAACCUGAGCCGGACUGACGACGGCAUCAAGCACAUCUACAGAAAGACUGGGAUUUAUCGCGUGAUAGCUACUGCAGAAAACAACCUGGGAUCUGACAGCAGCGCACUUUUUUUGCACAUUACCAGUCCAGUGGAUCGUGUUUAUCUCUCCGCUCCUAUUGUGGCCAUCAGGGAGAAAGCAGCUAAUCUCACAGCAGUAGUUUGGCCAAGCCACACAAGAACUCUGACCUUCUUUUGGUGGUUUGAAAACAGCUCCGAGCCCAUUAUAACUCUGGAAGGAAGCAUCUCGCACAUGUUUCUCAGAGAGGGAGAAAACAAGGUCACGGUCCAGGUUGCUUGUGGAAGCAGUGUAUUGGAAGACUCAAAAGUUAUAACUGUUAAAGAGUACUUCAGGUCACUGCUGUUGUCGUUUUCACCAGCUCUUGACGAACACAAUCCUGACAUCCCCGAGUGGAGGGAGGACAUAGGCCGUGUGGUGCGGACAGCUCUGUCACAGCAGGUGUCCGGGGUUUCUGAGAGUCAGCUGAUGGUGUCUCUGUACCCUGGACUUCCGACCACAGCUGAGCUCUUCAUGCUGUCUGAUGAGCAAAUGUCAAGUGAGCACAAGAAAAGAAGCGAGGAGGCUUUGGAUACAAUAUCAGAUAUCUUUGUCACUGCCCUGAACCAAGGCCUGGUCCAUUUUGAGCUAAAAGCAAAUAUUCAUAUUGUCGUGUCCAUGACUCAGCAAACCUUGGCACCACUGGUGGAUUCAAAUUCAAUUCACAGUGGGCCCGCAAUGCUAAUGCUGAUCAGCGUGGUCUUUGUUGGUAUAGCUGCAUUUUUUAUCUACAAAUUCAAAAGAAAAAUCCCUUGGAUCCAUGUGGAGACUGAAGAUCGCCAUGAGAAAGAUCCAGAGGUGAUAAGCACAGUAGGUCAAAACGAUGCCAUGUGCAAGGUCAAGCUAAGCGAGUUUCCGUCUCAGAAAGAACUCAUGGAGAAAGAGCUGGAAGGCAGAAGCAGAGGAGGAUUUGGGAGAAAUAUGGAGAGAAUUGUGACAAGGGAAUUUCCUAAUUGUACUAAUGUCUAAUACAUAAGUAAGUACUGUGUGUGGUGUACUUUGUGCUUAGUUUGCUUUGUUAGAAUAUACAUAUAUAUAUUUUUUUCAUUCAUGUCAUGCUGAAAGCUGCAAUUGUUCAAAGUCAUUUUUUAUUUCUGUGGAUAGGAUGCGUAGUUUGCUGUAUCUCAAUUGUAACAUUUAUUUGCUUUGAAGGUGUCCAUCUACUGAAAUCAGUCCAGAUGGUCCUAAAACUGCCAUAGUGGUUGCUAUAAACGUUUUAUAAAUGGCUUGAAAAUAUUGUCCAGAUUUUACAAUAUUGGUCUGAGUUUAUUAUAUGUAAAGGAUUCUUCUUUAAAGUUAUCGACAGUUGCUACAUGUGAAAAUAUUAAAAAUAUGUUUUAGAAAACAUUAGGAUCCAUUCACUGGCCACUUUAUUAAGUCGCAAAUUGUCUCUACCACAUCGAGAUGUAAUUGGCUGAGCCACUGUUUCCGCUAACAACCCGUCAAACUGAUCCACCUAAUAAAGUGGUCAGAGAAUGUUAUGUGGAUUUCUACAUGAAAAAAAAAAAUGUCUAUAAUGUUCUGGAAGGACCAAUUGGACCUACGUAGAGGAGUAUUAAGACAUUUGACUCAAAAUGAAAGAACCUUUCUUUUUAUACAUAUAACUUACAAGAGUUGGUAAAACCAUUUCCUAUUUUGGUUAGUGUGUUCCCCUACUGCACACAACUUAACCAGGAUGUAAAGUGUUAACUGUAUCUUGCCUCAAAUCUACAAUUACUACACCAGGUGAAAUUUUGGAGCAUAAAUGUGUUUCUACCUUUCUAGUAACAGAAGUUUUUCUGUUGUAAAUAUCAUGAAGAUGUGUACAAAUGUCCAAAUCUGAUUAUUGUGAAUGCUCAAAGGACAGAAACAAGUUGUGGUUUUGCUUUGUGAGAUAAUAAUGGUGCUUUGAAAGACUGCUUCUCAGAUUUUGGAAGUCUGUCCUUAUUAAAUUUGGGAUUAUUGAUGCCUUGUACAUAGAGAGGGGGGAAAGAAAGUGAUACAGUAGCGUAAAGUCACUAAACAGUCUUGUGUUUCCAUCUGCUUCAGCUCUACAAGCUCUAUGAUCACUUUGUUUACUUUAUUAUCGACAACAGCAUGCCCCAAUUAGCUGUGAACAAAGACUAUGUUGGGGUGUGUUUGUGUGUACUGUAUAUAUGUUUAUGGUGAUUUUAAAACUUUCUUGACACAUUAAACAAAUUAUUAAACAUGUUGUCUAAAGGUCCAGUUGUGCAGUUGCUCAAAAGUUAUGCAUGACAUAUCUAGUAUUGUAUCUUUUUAAGGACAUUGCCAUGUUUUAAGUCACAUUUCUUACUGUGAACAUAUUAACAUUACAAUACUGUUGAAAAUAAAUGUAUUUUUAUAUGUU
Poeciliopsis prolifica (blackstripe livebearer) is the source of this 5225-nucleotide messenger RNA. RefSeq names its product sortilin related VPS10 domain containing receptor 3b (gene sorcs3b). Lineage: Eukaryota; Metazoa; Chordata; Actinopteri; Cyprinodontiformes; Poeciliidae. The transcript has 27 exons. Gene Ontology annotation, molecular function: protein binding. Bases 152 to 3847 code for a protein of 1231 amino acids. The record is from RefSeq and is a predicted model, not a curated record. Gene Ontology annotation, cellular component: membrane.